This is a messenger RNA of Capsella rubella, 997 nucleotides long. Its product is annotated as cyclic dof factor 4. Lineage: Eukaryota; Viridiplantae; Streptophyta; Magnoliopsida; Brassicales; Brassicaceae. The record is from RefSeq and is a predicted model, not a curated record. The coding region runs from base 287 to 805 and encodes 172 amino acids. The transcript has a single exon. Gene Ontology annotation, molecular function: DNA-binding transcription factor activity; DNA binding. Gene Ontology annotation, biological process: regulation of DNA-templated transcription.
GAAAGUUUUUGUAGCUUGAUCUGCACUGGUAUUCGUGUUUUACGUGUAGAUGUGAAUUCUAUAGACCCUAAAAGUAAAAUAAAAAAUAAAGCGAUCAAUACUAUAUGCUUUUGAACUUUAUACAAUAUAUAAUAUUUCAAUGGUCUCCACUACUUCAGUCGCUUUUCAUCUCCUUCCCUGCUAAAAAGUUAUAUCCAUCUUUCUAUAAAAAGACAUCUUCUCUUAUUUCUUACCUGCAACAUACUUUUGAUAAGCUAAUUUUUUCAAACAUACUUCACAUUUUGUCAUGGCGACUCAAGACUCUCAGGGGAUUAAGCUCUUUGGCAAAACCAUUGCAUUCAACACUACUCAGACCAUGAAAAGGGAAGAAGAGAUCAAACAGCCUCCAGAGCAAGAGGCCACAACAGCCGUUAGCUCAUCAUCGGAUCUGACGGCGGAGAAGCGUCCGGACAAGAUCAUAGCAUGUCCAAGAUGCAAGAGCAUGGAGACAAAGUUCUGUUACUUCAACAACUACAACGUAAACCAGCCUCGACACUUUUGUAAAGGCUGCCACCGUUACUGGACCGCCGGUGGUGCACUCCGGAACGUUCCCGUAGGCGCCGGUCGUCGGAAGUCCAAACCACCAGGCCGUGUCAUGGUAGGUAUGCUUGGGGAGGGGAAUGGUGUCCACCACCAGGUCGAGCUUAUUAAUGGCUUGCUCGUAGAGGAGUGGCAGCAUCAUGCCACAGCCGCAGCUCACGGUGGUUUCCGGCAUGAUUUUCCUAUGAAGAGGCUCCGGUGCUACUCCGACGGUCAAUCUUGCUGAUUAUUAUUGUUAAAUUUUUUUUUUGGUUUCUAAAGUUUGUUUUGGUUUUGGGGGUUUGAGUGGUUUUCCGAUAAACCCGUAGAAGAACGUGGUGAAUUUGGUUGCUAUUGGGUACAUACAGGCUGUCACGUUAGUUAAUUUGUCAUUUGUCAAUCAAUCGAAUCUAAUUAUGUACUACUUAACUUUAAUUUA